AAAUCUUCUAGCUGACUGUAUGUCUUGCAUUACAUGAUGACAACUACACUUCAGGCUUUCGUGCAGUCCCUGGAUCCCAAAACUCUACCAAAGGUCCUGCAGAUACAAUCUGGAUUUUAUCAUGGAGGUUCCCAUUAUGAGCUCUCUGGAAAUGAAUGUUCCCUUUCAACAGGAGACAUUAUCAAAAUCACAGAGCUAAAAGUCAAGAAAGUCAUAGCAACUUACAAUGAACACAACAAGUUGCCUGCCGCAGAGUUUCCACCUGACUUUCCAGGUUUGUUUACAAUUGUUCCUGAUAAGAAACCAUAUCACUCAAUUGAGGAAAUCGUACAGACACUACAUAUUGGAUCCUUACAGUUUGGCAAGCCAACUCUUUAUAGCCACUCAGAGCUUCUUGUUGGAGAUAUAACUAUCGAUAAAGGCAAAAAUAUCAUAUUCAACUCUGUAGAAGAAAUAAAUGGAGUAAAGUCAGCAUUAUGUAAAGUGACAAUUGAGGGAACAAAUCAUGUAUUUAUGUUACCUCUUUCCCACACUGGAGUGUUUUAUGAAAGCCAGGAUGAAAGAACGUAUACACUCAAAGAGAUUGUGGACUGGAAAAUUCCAACGAACAGGUCUAGAACUGUAAUACUAAAAGAUAUUAUGGGCAAUUGUCAAAAACAUUUCUAUAACGCUUUUAUUAAAGGAAUUAUGGUUCUAAAGCCAGUCUAUGAAGUGAAGGCACUUACACAAUAUGGAGGUUUAUUUAAUCUGUCAUCAGAUCUGGAUGUAGAAGUUCUGGAUAUCACCCAACACUGUGAUUUGAAACUCUUCACCCAACUGUUAAACAUUCAGGAUAUCUUUGAAAAGACCACUAAUGAAUUUCCAUUAGUCGCUGAAAUUCUAGAAGGACCAUCGAAACGUUGCAAGGCAUUAAAAGGAUUAAGGUGUGGCAAAAGAAUCAUUGUUCACAAAAAGUAUCAAGCUGAAAGAAUUAUUGCCUCAGAAUCAAGUAGUGAUAUUACAAAGAGACAUUUCCUUAUUCCUCCCAGCUACAAGGGAAAAUGUAAAAGGCGACCCCGCUUCUUCCCAACUGUCUAUGACUUAAAUAUCGCCAUGAGAGAAAAUGUUGACUUGCAUGUGGUGGCAACAAAAUCAUUUCAUUCAGGACUGAAAGAAUUUUCCUCACUAAAUAUUGGAGACAUUUUACAGGUGAAGAAGUUUAAUUCCUGUGAAGUCCUGUGUGAAGGAACAAAAACUGUUGUAGAUACCCUGGAAUGUAAACAGACAAAAGAUGGGGACUCUGUAAAAGUAAUUCUUCCACUCUAUGUAGAUGGCGGUUUUAGGGAGAUUGUGCAUGAUAGCAAACAGUACUCCCUAUCAGAGCUUUGCAAGAAUUAUCAGCUACCUUUGAAUGUAAAGGUCUCCGUAAGGGACCUGUUUACAGUGGGAGAGGACAUUUUAGCCAACACAUCAGUAUUAAAACUGGAAGAACAGAUUACAGACUCAUACUUGCUUAUUAGUUUAUAUGACAAACCAGAAGAUGUUUGGGAACUUCCAGUAUUCAGACUAAGCAUUUCUUUUCAGGUCAUUGGUCAUUUUAAUGGAAAAGUAUUUUCUCUACCAACAAAAACAAACAUUGAAGAAAUUAAUGAAGAGGAGUAUUACAUGGUAAGAAGAUAUGAAAACCAUGUUCAGCUCCCACCACCACGACCUCCUAAGACUCCAUUGUAUGUGAAUAAAUCAAGGCCAAUAAUUGUGCAAGAGAUCUUCCCAGAAGAAAAAAGUCCUGAAGAAACAUUACACUUAGAAAAUAGCCUGAAAGACAGUUUACAACCAUGCAAUGAAACAGGUUCAUACUGCACAACAAAAACAGCCAGCACAAAAAAAAGUCCCAAGAAUGACUCCAAUGAUGAAGUAGCUCCAACGAUGAAGAAUGGAAAGAACAAUCACAUGAUAGCCCUGGAUGGUAGCGCAUCUAGAUAGACAAACAGAGUAAAAAGAGUAUUAAAUUAUAGCAAAAACAUGCAGUUAAAACGAGUGGAAGCUGCUGUGCUCUAAUAAAAAAAAAAUGAUGCUAGAUAUUGUAAUAUAUACUUUGCAUUGUACUUCACAGCUAGUAAAGAUUGACCAUCUAAUCUAAUCUAUCUAAUCAAUGUGACUUUACAUAAAGUGUGUACUUAAUGGCUUUGAAUCAAAAAACCUUUAUCACUAAUUCCCAGAAAUUAUAGCCUGAAUAAGUGGGUUUGGUAUACAGCUAGACAGACAUGGCAGAUUGUGUAGCUUUCUUUGUGGGUUUUGAUUCUCGACAGGUAUAUUUCCACAGUAUUUACUAAUGUUUCCCUAUGUUUUGCACUUUUCCCUAUGUUUUGCUUUUUUCCAACUGCUUUGAGCAGUGGCGUUUACCAGUGCUCAAAUCAACCACAUUUUUCUGUUUAAACCUUCGGAAAUAUGUUGGGAUUUUCAAAAAUGUUGGGAACACGCCCCCUUUUCGGUGAUCACGCCCCUUUUAUCAAAAGACACACCCUUUUUUCAGGUUUUCUGAGUAAAAUGAAGAGUUGGUAUUUUUUUUUUAUUCUGGCACACAACCCGACAAAACAGGUUGAAUUUACAAUAGUAAAUCAGGGCCCAUAUGUUUCUGUUCACUUUUAAUUUGGUCAAACAAUUCAAUUUAUUCGACUAUACCUGCUAGGACUAGUUUCCACACAUACUAUCCCAUGUCUUUGCUCUAUUGUCCAAGAUGUCACAUGUUUGGAUUUUCUUCAUGCUUUAUCGUUUUACCUAAAAACAUCAUGUCAUCCAGUCUGCAAGCUUGCCACUAUCUCACUUCUAUCUUGUUCCUAGUUUUUAGGGACGUUUAUGCAAAUCUGAUCAACUCUUGCACAAACACUGUUUUCUAUAUAACAGUUUUUUUAGAAAAAUGUAAAAUUUUUUCCAAAGAAACAAAAACGGAAAAAGUUAUGACAUAUCUGGGUUGUAUGAAGGUAUACAAAUUUUUUUGGACAAUAUGAGACAACCUUUGGCUAUCUUGUUAACACCCGAGUAACUUAGUCUAGCAAUUCCCAGGUAGAGAACGGUUGUAGUUUAUGUCGAUGAUUUAUGAUA
Molecule: messenger RNA, 3081 nt
Organism: Hyla sarda
Lineage: Eukaryota; Metazoa; Chordata; Amphibia; Anura; Hylidae
Gene: THEMIS
Product: thymocyte selection associated
Exons: 6
Coding region: 34-1962 (642 amino acids)
Biological process (GO): T cell receptor signaling pathway
Source: RefSeq, a predicted model, not a curated record